UGAGAGCGGCGCGAGGCGGAUGUUGGUGACUGCUGCUCGCGGCGCCUUGAGGUCGCGGGCUCCCCUCGGCGGCGGCGGCGACGUCGGCGGCUCCGAGUCUCGUGAGUUCCUCAGAGAGACGGAGACUCGGGGAGAGGGAGGGGAGAGAGACAGCCCCAGUGUGUGCCAGCGCCUCUCGCGAUCGCGUCCGCUCGCAGGGCGGGGUGGGGUGGGCUCGCGUCUCGGGGGUGUCGAAAUGAGUGUCCGCACGGUGCGCAAGGGCAUCCACGUGGACCAGUCGGAGCUUCUGUGCAAGAAGGGAUGCGGUUACUAUGGCAACCCGGCGUGGCAGGGCUUCUGCUCCAAGUGCUGGCGCGAGGAGUACAACAAAGCACGCCAGAGGCAGAUCCAGGAGGAUCGCGAGCUCGCCGAGAGGCUCCAGCGAGAGGAGGAUGAGGCGUACGCCGGCAACCCCAGCGGCUCCCAGCCCAUCACGUUCGCCAAGUUCGAGGAGAAGAAGACCCAGGAAAAGACGAGCAAGGUCAACACUGUCAAGAAGUUCUUCUCGGCUUCCAAGACCCCGCCAAAGAAAGACGUGCCAGAUUCCAGGCCUCCGGAUAGCCGCCCAGUGAUGCGCCAGCAGAGCCUGGAGAGCCAGCGCGUGGCCGGCGAGUUCACCGACUUCCUGAAGCUGCUGCGCAAGCCGGCGGCGCAGGACAUCUACAAGCGCUGCCGCGCCUGCAUCGAGGGCAUGCAGCUCAAGAAGGACAAGAGCAUUGAAGCACAGUCGGACUUCGUACAAGACUUUUACCAGACCAUGGCUGAGCGGCUGCAAUGUCACUCUGUCUUCAAAGGUGCUUCCCCAGAGCAGGUGGAAAAGAUGAUGGACAACAUUGAGAAGUUCAUCAUGACGCGAUUGUACAAGAACGUCUUCUGUCCCGAGCACACGGACGACGAGCGAAAAGACCUGGCCAUCCAGAAGCGCAUCCGGGCGUUGCACUGGGUGACCCCCGUGCUGCUGGGCGUACCCAUCAAUGGGGACAGCCCCCAGGUGAUCGACAUGGUGGAGAAGGCCAUCACCGACAUCAUCGAGAUGGACUCGAAGCGCGUGCCGCAGGACAAGCUGGCAUGCGUGACGCGCUGCAGCAAGCACAUCUUCAACGCGAUCCGCGUGUCGCGCGACGAGCCCGCCACGGCCGACGACUUCCUGCCCACGCUCAUCUACAUCGUGCUGCGCGCGAACCCCCCACGCCUGCAAUCCAACAUCGACUACAUCACGCGUUUCUGCCACCCCAACCGCCUCAUGACCGGGGAGGCCGGAUACUACUUCACCAACCUGUGCUGCGCGGUGGCAUUCAUCGAGAAGCUGGACGCGCACUCCCUGAGUCUGACGCCGGAGGAGUUUGACCGCUACAUGUCGGGGCAGGCGUCGCCGCACCGGCCCGGGGGCAUGCACCUGAGCAGCACGGAGCCCGAGCUGAGCCCGGCUCUGCGGCUCAUGAACCACAACCUGAGCGCGCUGCAUGAGCUACACGAGCGCCAAGGGAACGUCAUCGCAGGGGCACGCGAGAUGGAGCGCCACCUCAUCUCCUGGCAGGAGGAGGUGAUGCAGCAGGUGCAGGACGUAGUCGACAAAUUUCCACUGGAGGUGCGGCCGCCCAGCGCCCAGCAGCAACAGCAGCAGCAGGCCGCGUGUCUCGCACCGCUGGACGCUGACAACGAGGACGACGACAAGCUGCCGCCCCCGCUACUGCCGCAGCCGGCAAGCAGCUAGCAGCAGCCGGUGGCCCUUCGGCACUCGCUGCCGCUGCCCCCACCCUUCCCAUCGCGAAGCAUCGAGCGCGCUUCCAUCUUCCCCCCCCACCCACCCGCCCGCGCAUUUAAUUCAAAGGCGCCGGGUCAUCGGGAAUGUUUAUCCGGCCGAGCGCAGCUCGCGCGCUCGCAUCGCGCGAAUAUUACUCCCUCUGUGUUUUUUCCCGUGCCCAACCGCGGGCCCAGCCCCGUCGGCUGGAAGCUGUUGAGCUAUCGCUGGGGAGACUUAAGCUGUACAAAAUGAGACUGUAGUGUGUAGCUCACUGACCGCUGUGACGAUGAAGCCCCGACCAUAACGAAGCCACUUUGAAGCUGCUAUGAAUUGAUUCGCCGAUGAAAAUGAAUCGCUACCCUCGUGAUACGUGCAACAAAUUGUUGAGAGAAUCGAUCCUUUUUAUGUUGUAUACCUCGGUCGAAAUGUGUUGACAUGACCCUUGCUGCCACGAAGAGGCCACUCCAGUCACAAGGUAAAAAAAAAAACAUUUUAAAAUGUAUUUCCGAAUUGUGGCCUCGAAUCUUGAGUUGGUGGCAAAAUUAUCGAAUUGUACGGAGAGGUGCACGGAAUCUUUCCGGCGUGGUGGCUGCAGCCGGCCACACUGGCAUGAAUGGUAUGACCGGCUGCAGUCGCUGGGCCGCUUGAAGGCUCCGUGGCAGCCUUCAGAAACGCCGGCUGGCACCGCCGCCGUGAGUGUGUGAGGUCGUGCUUUUUUGGUUUUCGUCGCCCUUGCAAGUCACGGCCAUGCCAGUGCAGCACGUAGAACUGUGGGUGCGAGAACCACUAUGCCAGUGUCGAGCCUUUUCUUUACCCGGGUGCGUGUAUGAAGGCAUUUCAGGCCCCUGUUCCUUAAUCGACGCAUUUCGAGCCCUGGUUCCUGAUUGGCUUAGGUUGAAUCGAAGACUCGUGUGAAUUUGAAAGGAACUGCACGGGUGUCAGCUGACCCUCUUGUUGCUGUGAUCUUCAGUGCGGUGCUGCUUUUGAAGCGCUUAGAAGAUCAGCGAUUUGGAAUGAGCGUAAUAGACGGAUAGACGAGCCGCGUAGAUUUUUCGUUCUUGCUUCAGAAGUAGGCGUUUAAACGGCAGAAGAGACGUAGCUGUGACAUUUUUUUUUUGCACUUUCAGUCAAAUGUAGGUGGGUAAAUUAUCGAGAGCUAAUUUCACCUGUUGGAGUAGAAAAUGUAUUCGUCAACUAGCAGCGUUAUUGCUCAAGUGAAACCGGGUAAGAAUUGUCCAAGUUGAGGCUGGUUAGGUCAUGGCGUGAGCGCCCCCUCCCCCCCCCCCUUUGGCCACGAUGGAACAGAUAGCACUUCAGGGUUCACCGGUUCGAGAACGGGCGUCCGUCGCGCACACGCAAAACGAAACCGACCUUCGGGAACGCAAGUUUGCGACCAGGUUUUUGCAAAAACCUUUGCAGUCCGCCGUGCCUGCAAGCAGGGCUGCCGCGUACGACUCGGGAGAAGGCCUCUUUCGGACGAUAACUGGGGGGGCAAGGCGUUUGCUCAUUAUCCCACUUGUAACUGUUUGACGUCGAUUAGAGUUUUCAAACGUCGUCAACGCUUGCGCCGGAGGAACUCUUUACGCGGCGAAAUUCCGCAUCUCUUUUGUGAUCCUUCACAGGUUUUGCGGGUAUUUGUCGCCAUGUUCGCUUCCUGCAUCUGUUUUCCAAUUGAUGAAGCUCGGAUGCCUUGUGCGAGACACUUCCCCCCCCCCCCCCGAGCGUUAACCUCUUCGUAUCCGGAGGUUUCUUUUUUGUGUGCCUCCCAGCUCCAUCCUUCUUCUCAAAGCUCGCAUUGGUUUCACCCAAACAUGCCAAGCGGGACAACUCCAGACAAAGCCACUGGGGCUCGGCGAGGCCCUCCUAGCUAAAUAAAGCAUUGGUAAUAAUAAUAAUAAAAACAAUUUAAUGCGACUUGAGGUGGGCAGCAGUCUAAACUGUUGCCGUCAUGCCUGGCAGCUCUUCUCACAAUGUGCUCUUUAAUACCGCACCGUGUCGCCCCCCCCCCCUUUUGUCGAGACAAAAUUCACCAAUCCACUGUCGGGGGCAUUGCACUGCGCACAUGGCAGUGGGCCGCAAAAAUACUUGGGAAGAGGCUGGAGCCAUGUCGCGUCUGCCCUGCACGCACUCCUUGCUGAUCCCACGAAGCAUCGCUGAUUGAAGCCCCCCCCCCUCCUCGUCCCUUUUUAUAAUGUACACAAACACGCACGCACGCAAGCAAGCAUCCAGAGUAGAGUAAUUCCUCGUCCGUCAGUUUCGAUUCCACAGCUUAUGCUCGGCAGCGGCCGAAAGUCGAGCGUACGGCGAAACGGUCGCCGUACGCCUCCUCUUCUUGGGAGAGACUCCGUGAGUGUUCGCCCCCCGGUGCCCUCCGCUGUAACGACCGUGCCGUGACCCCAUGUCGCGUGUCCUCUUGUACGCAUCGUUAGUUCUGCGAGGUUGUUUAGCGUUGAUGUGACUUCCCCCACCUCUCCAACCCCACCCCCCCCCCCCCCCCCCCCCCAUUUUUUCUUCUCCUAAAGCCAAAGUGGCGUAGUUCUGUUCGGUAUAUUUAUGAGUUCCAAAUAAAAACGCGAGAGAGUUCUGUUUGGCAA
This is a messenger RNA of Petromyzon marinus (sea lamprey), 4377 nucleotides long. RefSeq names its product RAB guanine nucleotide exchange factor 1 (gene RABGEF1). Gene Ontology annotation, biological process: vesicle-mediated transport. The record is from RefSeq and is a predicted model, not a curated record. Gene Ontology annotation, molecular function: small GTPase binding; guanyl-nucleotide exchange factor activity; zinc ion binding. Lineage: Eukaryota; Metazoa; Chordata; Hyperoartia; Petromyzontiformes; Petromyzontidae. Gene Ontology annotation, cellular component: cytosol; endocytic vesicle.